AUGUCCGGAUGGAUUGACGGCAGGGAUUUGUCAUCACCUGAAGAUGUUUCCUACAGUGUCACCAGUGUUCCCUAUAAAUUUAAAUUGCUGUACCGAGGAUCUCGACACGGAUUCAACGAUAAGAUGUUUCAUAAACGAUGUGAUAACAAAGGGCCUACGAUCACCGUGAUUAAGCUCGAAGGACUGGAGGGGGUGGUGAUUGGUGGAUAUAACCCCUUGAAUUGGCAAUCGCCGUGGAUUCGGAAAUUCGAGGAGUGCCAUCACAGCUUCGUAUUUUCCAUUUGCGCCGACUCGUUGAAAAAAAAUCACCCGAAGGACAACAGCAGCAGCGGCGCGGACGGUAAUUAUGGUGUUGAUCAAAACACAAACGGUGCGCUCGACGUGGAACCAACAAUGGAUUAUGUAAAUAAAAAUAUGAUAGUGAGCACCACGCCGGCGAAAUCGAAAUCGGUAUUCAGCAGGGCGACAUUUCCGAAAUAUGCCAUCAACUUGCAUCGAUCCACAGGGCCGGCAUUUGGAACCACUGAUUUGGUGAUAAAGGACAGAGUUUUGAAGUGCAAACCCGAUUGCUACACGCUAGAUUUAUUUGAUAGCGUACUGAAUGAUCAUGACCAUGCGAAGAAAAAUACAUUUGGAAGAAGCAGGUUUUUGAAGAGGAGCCACGAAGAUUUAGGAAAUCAUGAUCAUAACGUCAACGACGUUAGCAAUCACUUUAGAAAUGUCAACUCAGGAUCCGAUGAAGAAUGCCACGAUGAGAACGUUAAGAGCUAUCUAGAAUUUGAUGAAGCGAAGGCGGAAGAUUCGGAGCCAAAACCUUACCAUUUCAAGAUAGAGGAAUACGAAGUGUACGGGAUGAUUGUAAAACCAAUCAAGCUGAUGUAA
Molecule: messenger RNA, 882 nt
Organism: Acaulospora colombiana
Lineage: Eukaryota; Fungi; Glomeromycota; Glomeromycetes; Diversisporales; Acaulosporaceae
Source: the annotation of a GenBank genome assembly